Molecule: messenger RNA, 4408 nt
Organism: Podarcis lilfordi (Lilford's wall lizard)
Lineage: Eukaryota; Metazoa; Chordata; Lepidosauria; Squamata; Lacertidae
Source: the annotation of a GenBank genome assembly
UUUCUACAACUGGGACAGGAAUAUCUGCUGCUUGAAUUCAAGUCCAAAUUACCAAGUGAUUGCAGAAAAUGUGUGCGGCCUCCUCUUCAAGAACAAGUCUGACAGGAAGGUCAUCAAUGUUGACCCCAAGGUAGCAUUGUCACUUUUGUCAUUUCCCUGAGACAACAGGCCUGUCUGUGUCAAACAUCCAUGCUUUUAUUUUUACUACUCAUUUCACGGAUCAAGGGGCAAUGUAUGGGUCUGGCACUUGUCCUGUUGAGAAGUGAUGUUCCAUCAUGAAGGACGUUUCUUAUAUUAGUUGGAUAUAUGAUGUUCUUCAAAUGGGACAUCUUGUAAAUGCAGCCAAGGUAGAAACAAUAAUGUAAGCCAUCGCAUGAACAUAUGAAUCUUAAGUACUGCUGAAUCAAGGUCCAUGUACUUUGGUUCUAUCUGAAAGCAACAGAUCUCAUUGUCGGUAGGUCUUCCUGUAAAGCUGUAGGCCUCACAAGAUGGAAAUGUCAUCUUUUAAUUCUUUUUGAAUGAGACUUUUUUCCCAUGGAUGACAGCAGUGGGCCUCAGUUUCAUUAAGCAUAAGGCAUAUCUAGAGAAACAUCUUAAACUCCCCAGAUUCCCUUGGGCACUUCCUUAUGUAAUAGUGCAGUAAUAAUAGUUCAGUAAUCCUGUGCAGAAACUGGGUGCACCUGCAGUCUUAGAGGCAACAACCAACCUACACAAAGCCAGCAGCACUUCUCCUUUGCUUAUUGCACUCUCUGGGAGCUUGUGAUCAGGAGCUCGUGAACAGGACUUGCAAACAGGGGCAUUUGAAGGAAGAAGGAGAAUUGGAGGGAUUGGAAUUGGAAGAGACUGAAGAGAGUGAGAUUGUGUCUUUUGGAAUAAGGUUGCUUGCUUGUCUGAGCUGUUUGGAGACUUGAUUGUGAGUUUGUUUGUGGUUGUGGUCAUGUGACAGCACAUGGUCUGAAGGAGAGGGGCUGCUGCUGAAAGGAAGGAAGGCAGACUGAAUGAGAAAGCGAGUUGAGCCAGCAGCAGGUCUACUUAGCUUCUUGCAGUCUCCAGGAGCUCAUGACCAGGGCUACCUGGUAUUCCCAGGUAGUGCUGGGAACAAUUCCUCCUUGAAACUGUGAAGUACCACAGCCUGUCAGUGUAGACAAUAUAAUGGUCUGUCUCAGUAUAAGGCAACUUCCUAUAUUCCUAUUUUAUGGGUAGGUUCAAGGCCAAGGCCACUGAGAUAAUGUAUGGGUCCCUCAGCAAGCAUUGGGAAACUGGUCUCCUAUGUUGCUCCCUUAGCACCAAAAAGUGUUGCUAAGAGGACUUAGAAUCAUAGAAUUGUAGGGCAGGAAGGGACCCUGAGGUUAAUUUAGUCCAAUCCUCUGCAAUGCAAACUUGGCCCUCCAGCUGUUUUGGGACUACAAUUCCAAUCAUCCCUGACCACUGGUCCUGUUAACUAGGGAUGAUGGGAGUUGUAGUCCAAAAACAGCUGGAGGGCCGAGUUUGCAUUGCACUGCCCUAUGGGGAUCGAACCUGCAACCUUGGCAUUAUCGGCACCACGCUGUAGCCAACUGAGCUAUCCAGAGUCAUUACACCUCUUAAAACAAGCUACAUACAAACCCACACUGGUUGUGCCCUCCUUACCCCACUGCAAUGGCUCUAUUUCAAGGCAUUUCUCUUUCUCAAAUAACCACAUUUGACAAGCUGAUUUUUCACUGUCUUCCACUUACUCCAGGUUACGACACCAAAACAGUUAAAUGCUACAUUACCUUCUUUUUACAAAUUGGUUUAAAUAUUUUCAAAGAGUGUGCGUGGAAUGUGCGGGGGGGGGGGACUUAGGAAAUCAGUUCCAUAUACUCCUGUUCCAAGUGAAUAGUAUGCAAUUUACAAUUCUGUCACUGCAGGGGGUGGUGUGCCCCAUUUCAUCACUUAAGUCGAAACAAAAAGGUGCCAUCCCACUUUGCCCCCACAUCGAAGCCUCCCUUACCUGGGUUGCAAAGCAGCAGCAGCAGCAGGUUCUGAUGAAAUCUUGCAAAGCACAUGAGAUCUUACAUGAGUCCUACAUUGGACUGACCCAAGAUUACACAGUGCGCUCUGUGCACUGGAUUUCAGGCAAUCCCCCCACUCCAGUAAAACAGCAGAGAAAAAUGGACAAAUGGCCGUGAUUCAAACAAAGGUAAGCAUUUUACGUCCCUUCGAUUCCAUUUGAAGAGAGGUAAUAAAAUGCUUACACCUUUCUGAUUGAAAUAAAUGGGACUUAAAAUACUGGGAUUUGUUUGAAUCAUAUUCCUUUUUCCAUUGGUUCUUUGCUGUCUUGGUUAGAGAGUUCCGUUAUGAACAAUGGCCCUCUGUUGUGAUCUGAGUGUGUCCAUCUGCAGUGAUCUGAGUGAGUCCAUCUGUUCUUCAUUGUCCCUUUAAAAAUGUUGCAUCUUAAGUCCUUGGACUAUAGAUUGAAUAUGGCAAACACACCCAUGCUUUGGUUCCUCUCAAAACCAACGCAGAGUAAGCCGGGCAGUAAUUUGUUUGGGUUUGCACAGAACAGCUCUCGGAUGAGGGUUUCUUUGAAGUACUUCCCACGAAAGCUGGUUGCAUAUGAAUAGCAACGGGACCAAAUAUCAAAUUAUACACAUCUUAAAAUGGGAGUGUGUUGGUUUGCAAGACAUUUAAAAAUGCAUACCUAAAAAGAAGUGUAUUUGGUUGCAUUCAAAGUGGGUCACUGGUCUAACUUCCUGCAGCUGUGGAACAUCUGUAACAAAUAAGCAGAUACCCUAUUGCUGUGUGAAAUAUAUACUUUUAAGAAUUGAGGACCAAAUCAAGCACAGAGGGGGUUUCGGCUCUUUAAAGCCGUACACAUUGCAUUUCUAGCUUCCUUGUGUGUCUCUACUGCACAGAGGCAUAAAUACCCAUGAAAAUGGUCAAAAUUGGAUUCCUACAUUGGAGUGUGUAAUGGGCCGGGGAGGCUGAAUUCCACAAAAUGGAUUUGUGAGACAAAGAAUCACCACCCACUCAGGACCUAUGGGACAAUAUGGAGGACUGGUAGUUUUGGGAGGUGAUGCCUUUCCCCCCAUAAAAUCUAAUGGAGACAUUGAAUGGAAAAAAAUAUUUAGAAAUGGUUGCUCCUCCAAAUUAACCCUUCUCUACCAAGCCAGCUACUAGGGACGCAGGUGGCACUGUGGGUUAAACCACAGAGCCAAAGAUGUGCUGAUCAGAAGGUCGGCGGUUUGAAUCCCCGCGACAGGGGGAGCUCCCAUUGCUCGGUCUCUGCUCCUGCCAACCUAGCAGUUCGAAAGCAUGUCAAAGUGCAAGUAGAGAAAUAGGUACCGCUCCGGCAGGAAGGUAAACAGCUUUUCCGUGCGCUGCUUGGUUCACCAGAAGUGGCUUAGUCAUGCUGGCCACAUGACCCGGAAGCUGUACGCCGGCUCCCUCGGCCAAUAAAGCGAGAUGAGCGCUGCAACCCCAGAGUCGUCCGCAACUGGACCUAAUGGUCAAGGGUACCUUUACCUUUACCAAGCCAGCUAUGUGAUGCUUACUAGAGAGGAUAGAAGACAGCAGGUUGUAAACAGGGAGGCUGCAAUACCCUCAAAGUGUGGACAAUCGGCUCUCAUUCCACUUGUAGCAGACAGCAGAAUGAGUGUGUAGCACUUGGGGCCCCUUGACAGCUGCCUGCCCAACUUCCUAGCUAUUAUGCAUCCAGGUAAAGGUAAAGGUACCCCUGACCGUUAGGUCCAGUCGCAGAUGACUCUGGGGUUGUGCGCUCAUCUCACUCUAUAGGCCAAGGGAGCCAGCGUUUGUCCGCAGACAGCUUCCAGGUCAUGUGGCCAGCAUGACUAAGCCGCUUCUGGUGAACCAGAGCAGCACACGGAAACACCGUUUACCUUCCCACUGGAGCGGUACCUAUUUAUCUACUUGCACUUGACGUGCUUUCAAACUCCUAGGUGGGCAGGAGCUAGGACAGAACAACGGGAGCUCACCCCAUCACGGGGAUUUGAACUGCCGACUUUCUGAUCGACAAGCCCUAGGCUCUGUGGUUUAGACCACAGUGCCACCCGCGUCCCUUAUGCAUCCAGAAGCUAUUGCAAAUCAAACAUUGCUCCUGGCUAGGCAUUCCAUGCAAAUUGGGCCUUUCACAAGAUCAAGCUCUCAAGGUAGACUUUGGAACAGAGGGCCAAAGUUGGCAUGUUACGUGAUGCAUGUCAUUGUGAGCUGGCAGUAUUCCAGUGGUGCAUAACCUCCCAGGAUCUCAUGCCACACAGAUCGCAAUGGUGUGAACUGAAAACAUGUUUGAUUUGAGUUUCUGGUUUCUUUCUCGCCCUUGUUCCAUCCUCAGGCUUAUCCAGGGGACAACACAACACGGACUCCAAUCGAAACGGACCUCUACCUACAGGUGGUCAUUUAUGAUCAUGUCCUCAGAAGAAAGCUCUAA